This is a messenger RNA of Ochlerotatus camptorhynchus, 8192 nucleotides long. RefSeq names its product WD40 superfamily protein Tusp (gene Tusp). The record is from RefSeq and is a predicted model, not a curated record. The transcript is spliced from 13 exons. Gene Ontology annotation, molecular function: protein binding. NCBI's taxonomy places the organism in Eukaryota, Metazoa, Arthropoda, Insecta, Diptera, Culicidae. Bases 1558 to 6183 code for a protein of 1541 amino acids.
UCGUCGUUGCUGUCGGUUGUUGGGUGGAAAAUCGAUACGGUCACACCAACACACAGUAGGGAGUGCGAGUAAAAUACCAGGCGGUGACACGGGCGCGCGAUGGUCUGUGGUACCGAUGUAUCGGAAAAGUGAAAAUUUUCUCGCCAGUUGCAGAUUUGACGUUUGGCUAACAGCAAGUUCUCCUGGAGCGAGCCAUUGGUGUCUAACGCGACGCGGUUUUUUUUUUCCAUUUUCCUGAGGUCCCUGGCGGCUGGCCGUGGUCUUUGGUUUCGAUUUUCAACGCAUUCGGCGGAGAACGUAGGGAAUGGAAAAUUGAAUUCUUUUCGUGCGAAUCGGGAGUGUCGAGUGUAGGAAUUGACGGAAUUCUUGGAGUGUAAAUUGGUUAUCGAAAGGAUUGCGGAAGGAUUUCACAGUGUGGACGUACCGGUGAGGCAGAAAAAGUUGCGAUUCUGUGGAUAUUCUCACGAAAGAGUACUGAGUGUUAAGAAUUCCAUUCAUGACAGGUGUGAAAACGAGGACGGAGCUGAAAGAAUACUUGUGUACAUAUUUUAUUUUUAGCUCGACAGGAUUGUUAUUAAAUCAAUAAUUCUUUUUCCUUUCGGAUAACCUCAGAGUAAUUGCGAAUCAUACGAGUGUGAGGAAAAAUUAGUGCUGGAAAGUGGCACACUGGCCAAAGAAGAAUUUUCCUUCCAAGAGGAUACGGAAAUGUCAAAUGACAUAAUUGUAGCCAACUUCGAACGACUCCUGCCCUAAUCUCUACGACGAAGUGGUUGCUUUGCUCUGUUUAAAUCGGUGUCAGUGUGUGUGUGUUCCAAUACAGGAGGAAGAUUGUGUAUUGAAAGUAGAACCGAGUGUUUAAGGAAAGCAGAACAAUUCAAUAAACAGUAGUGAGCCACCAAAUUGGAUUAUUUUUCGAAGAAAACAACAGCUCGCAUUACGGGGCUACAACAUACUUGCAAAUUCCCUGAUUGCAGCCAUCAUCGCCUGGUUCCGGUGGUGUUAUUGUCGCCCAAUCACCGAUAUGUCCAUCGCUUGGGUGAAAUCUACCGGUCACCAAGCUUAUCAAUAAUUCCCAUGCUGAGCCCAUAGAAGCGGUACUCACUCAGUCUCUCUCUCUCCUCGGUGUGUCUCGUUUUGGGACCGGUGCCAAAAUUCACUCAUCCUCACAUUUACCUCGCAUUUGGAGAAGGAAGCACACCAACCCACGAAAAAAAAAACUACGUAGCAGAGCAGCAGCAUAAAGGUCGCAACCGUAUUGAGUGACAGAAAAGUACAACAGAUAGCUUUUCGCCUGCAUAAGUCGAUGUUGUCGGUGAUGGUGAAAAAAAUGGCAGCUAUGAAUCGUAGACAAGCGUGCCUGUGAAGUGAUGUGAAAAAGAGAUAAGGAUAAGCAGAGAAUGGUGAACAUCAGCAACAACGGUGAAAUUCAUAUUCCUGUUUGUUAAGGCGCUGUUGGUUGAAAACAGUGCAUACAGUGCAAGUGUGGGAGGGAAUUGUCAACACUGAUUUCUUCUAGCCGCUAGCUGAGGAGAGGUUUAACCGAGAAGUUGCUUCAGGAUGCAUCUGCACUUUGAAAAAAGCACCAACACCAAGUGCGACUGUUCGAUACUGUCGCUGUCGUGGAUGGGAAAGGUGCCGGACGAUAUACCAGAGGAGGAAGGAUGGAAGUUGAACCGUACCAACUACUACCAGGAAGGAUGGCUUGCUACCGGUAACGUACGGGGGAUUGUUGGAGUUACCUUUACAACGUCGCACUGCAAGAAGAACGUGGAAUAUCCCCUGCGGACAAACUACAACCUUCGGGGGCACCGUUCUGAUGUAAUUCUGGUAAAAUGGAAUGAACCGUACCAGAAGUUGGCAAGCUGUGAUAGCUCCGGUAUCAUCUUCGUGUGGAUCAAGUACGAGGGCCGGUGGAGCGUUGAGCUGAUAAACGACAGAAACACGCCGGUAACACACUUCUCCUGGUCGCACGACGGUAGGAUGGCGCUUAUAUGCUACCAGGAUGGUUUCGUGCUGGUCGGUUCCGUCGCAGGCCAACGGUACUGGUCGUCGAUGUUGAACCUGGACGCGACAAUCACCUGCGGCAUCUGGACACCGGACGAUCAACAGGUGUACUUUGGCACGACUCAGGGUCAGAUCAUCGUCAUGGACGUGCACGGGGCAAUGGUUUCACAGGUUCAGCUCUGCUCGGACGUUGGAAUCACCGCAAUGGCGUGGUCAUGCGAAAAGUUCAAGAUGGAAGAAGGCGAGGAUACGGAGCCAGGAGUUACCAAUGCUUCCAAACGAUCUUUUGUACUAGCUGUAAGCUUCCAAAACGGGUAUAUUUAUUUGCUGAAGUCUUUCGACGACGUGUCGCCGUGUCACAUACAUACGGGAAUGAAUGGAGCGCUGGGGUUCGUCAUGGAGUGGAGUAAUUCGCGGGAGUUGUUGGCCGUGGCCGGUAGUGAACUGGUUCCUGGAUCCCAGAUAACUGAUGCUCACAUAUUGCCGGUUUAUAACAACCUGCUGAAGUUUUAUACUGAAUCGGGGAAUCUGCUCUACUCGGUCAAGAUACCUUGCACUACGACGCCCGUGUCCGCGCUAACGUGGGGUCAUAAUGACAAACGAAUAUUCAUCGCUACGGGAACUCAGGUGCACAUAGCUUGGGUUUCACGACGGGUUGCCUCCUUGCAGCUGUUCUGUAGAUUACAAGUGCAAGCUUCACUGACGUCCGAAGCCAUGCUGCCAAAGUUACCCCUGCCUGGAAGAAUCAAGGCAUUGAUAGGGAAUCUGUUUGCCCAAACCAUUAGGUGCUGCGUUCCGGAUUUGAAAUAUUUGAGAGAGUUUGUCUCCCGACCACCCAUCUGUUCCACGCGGUUACACUGUACGAUGAUCCGACACGAUGAAGAUGCAAACCAAAGCUCGGGUACCUGCUAUACGCUGUAUCUGGAGUUCCUUGGUGGAUUGGUCCCGCUGCUGAAAGGAAAACGUACGUCCAAGAUUCGACCGGAAUUUGUGAUAUUCGAUCCACAGAUUGAUGAAGCUUCCUCUUACGUCACCUACUCAUCAGAUUCUACAAUCACCACUUCGAAAAGUUCGUCGGCGUCGAGCCAUUCGACGAGUGGAACAAACGGAAGGUCAGAUGCCAGUUCGGAAAGCGAUGUAGAUGACGGUUGCCGGUCACCUCGGAUGUCCAGGAAACGGAAAGCUCGUACCAAAAAGCGACAGCCCAGUACUAGCGAUCGAUCGCCCAAUCAGAAUUCUGAUUCCGCGGAGAAUAACGAAGAAUUGGCUUACCUGGACACUCUACCGGAGCACGUUAAACUGGUCGAAGUGACAUCCAAUAUCUGGGGAACCAAGUUCAAAAUCCAUGGCUUGGCGAAAACUCUUCCAGCCAACCUCGGUCAAGUUACCUACAAGACAUCGUUACUCCAUUUGCAACCGCGCCAGAUGACCCUGGUCAUCACCGAACUCCGGGACGAUUUUCCAACCGGGCCGGAUCCUAAUUUUAAUCCUAACAUAUUUUCCGAAGACGAAGAAGAUCACAACCAAACUCAAACCGGUUCCAGUAGUCGCAAGCUAGUCGAAGCUGCACCUCCGAUAGCUCCGAUGUCCCCGCGGCCGAAUCGAUUUCCUUCGCGACCACGUCGUCAAACGCCUUCCUCGCUUGUAUCGAGCGGUCGUCCACCGUUGCCUCACCUGGGACCGCUGGCCCGUGCCGAAUCCUACGAAGAUGACACCGAUGGCCCUGAUGGAGGGGAACCACCGCGAACCAUUGCUACACCUCCUCGCCAGGGAAUUAGCUAUUCUAGUUUUGUUAGUCAAUGCAGUAGACCAUCGUCUGCGUCCAGUAGCCAAUCACGUGUUGCCAUCUCGCCCUUGUACUGCGAAGGAUCCGUUCCAACGUUGCAAUCACCAAAGAAUGCCGUCGCCCCGAGUGAUAUCAUUUUUGAUAGACCACCAGCCGGACAAACUACCCUUAUGAGCUAUUCGAGCAAUACGGACUAUGUAAACAACGUUGUACAGGUAAAAAAUGCGCUAAUGUCGUCGGAUCACAACCGUACCAACAAUCAAUCCCAUGUAAAUCCCGUUCCACUGAAUCUUAAUCUAAAUCUGGAACGGAUAGAGGCCAAAGCCAGUAGUAGUAGAGAAACAUUACAUUCUGCAGCUAGUAGCAGUAAGCAUGGAACCCCGAAAAAGCAGAAUCUAAAGUACAUCGACGAAGAAACGCCGUCUACCUCUGCUACGCCUGUGGUUCAGGAGCCCAGUACCAGUGGAACUAGUACUAGCAAUUGCAACAGCACUCCUGCAGGAUCUACCAUGAAACGCACUCCGACCGUGGUUUCAAUGACACCGGUAGUAACAAGUGGAAUUCCCGAAUCCAUUACCCGUAGCUGUAGCGUAGGAUAUCUAGAUAAUAUGGAAAUUGUUCCCAGUGACGCCGUUCUUUCGAUGAUGCGAAAGGAAACUCCCUACAAGCGGCUGGUCCUGGUCGAUAAAAAGCGACAGAAAAAGUACCGGAAAAACUUUGACGAUCUGAAGAAAGCGAAACUCCGCCAGGGUUGCAAAUCGAAAAGCCUGGACUCGUGCGACAUUCUGCAGGAUUCGCCAAAUUUGAACCGCGACUUGAUAAACCUCUUCCGCCAGAUGCCCAAAGUGAGUGAACUAUCAGAAAAUGAGACUGAAUACUCGUCAUCAGAUCAAAUCGAACGGAUGCGCCCGGCGGUGCAAUCCAGCUGUGUGUCAUCCUCGGGAGCAGCAUCCAAACGAAGGCCGUCGAUGAAAUUUCCCGGUGUAACCGGCUUCACUCAACCUAUCUCCAAAACGCCCAUCCUUAACCGGAAAGAGAAACCAAAGUCUUGUUCCAUUUGCAAGAUGAUUUCACCGACGGUCAACUCGACCGAGUUGGUAUGCGUCAAGUGCCGGAAAAACGGUGGAGCAGCAACUUCGAAUGGAGUAGAUAAAGAAAACAAUAGCAUAGAAGACCAUCAAAAUCACAUUUACGUGGACAUAGUCAGCGCGAAGCCUCCGCAAGCGCCACAGAAGUCUAAGCGAUCCAUUUUGGAACAGUACAUCAGCUCGGUUUACAGUAAUAAUGGUGAACUAGUCCUCAAGGACAACCCCAAUGGAGCAAUCGGUGGCAAGAAUUCUGUUGACAAGAAAAAUAACAAUAGCAAUGCUGACGUCAAUGGAACCUGCAGUACGCCAAAGUCCAAGAUGAGGAAAAACUUCGAAAUCGUUACAAGCUUCACCGAUAGCCCUCUUUUUAGUCGGAGACAUCGUUCUCUAAAUCGCAGUGACUCUUCGAAACUGCAAAGUGAAAAUAAUACGCCUGUGAUGAGCCGGAAGGCCGACAGCGAGGUCAGCAAGACCGAAAAUGGAGAAAGCCGAAGAAGCCGACGAAAGGAUGAAUCACCUCGUCGCCAUCGGCGGAACGACAGUUGUCCUGGGCCGAGCUUGGAAAAUAACAACGGUGAAGGCCCUCCUCUGCAACCGGUUGAAAUCACCCCCAUUGAGCAGAAGGCUUCCGUGUCGUUACACACGCAGGCUUUGACUACUUUGGAGAACAUCAUCAGCCGAUUGCGAGAUCUGGACGAAGGUCGAUUGACACCGCCCUCUUCGCCAUCGAAUUCCCGCUUACCACGUAGUUCACCGGCUUCACCAGCUCCCAGUAAAAAGAGCAAACGCCACCAAAGUGCUUCACCCAUUCGCCAUAUACUGAAUUCUCCGCUGCUUAACCGACGGCAGCGGAAGAAGCAGCAUACCGAAAGCUCUUGCUCGGACGAUGAAAACCAAUUGCUGAAUCAGACCGACGAAAGUAGCGGAGGAAGUGGGGUCAACAAGCAGUACCGGGACUUGGAAACGUUCCAGAAGGCGCAACUGAGACAGAAGCUGAAACGAGGCAAAAUCGAACCGAAUGGAGUGACCAGUUCAUUUCAGCCACAGGCACCGGUGAGGCGAGAGUUCGUUAUGCACAAUAAGGCGCCCAUGUGGAACGAGAAUAGCCAAGUGUACCAGCUGGACUUUGGUGGACGUGUAACGCAGGAAUCGGCAAAGAACUUCCAGAUUGAAUUUCGGGGCAAGCAGGUCAUGCAAUUCGGCCGGAUCGAUGGCAACGCAUACACGCUGGACUUUCAAUAUCCCUUUUCGGCACUGCAAGCCUUUGCCGUGGCUUUGGCAAACGUUACCCAGCGAUUGAAGUGAAAUUCCAUCGACCGGAUGCUGCUGGUCACGUAUAAAAGCAUCUUCAGCAGAAGUUGGAAAAACAAAAUCAUUGACAUAUCACAUGCAAAAGAUUACAUACAGCAAGCAUCGCACGUUUUUAGUAUCGCCACUAUGUUAUGGCAUUGUUCUGCAACUAUUAUUCGUAUGGCUGUUCUGAAUUCGCCGCAAACAGUUGGAAUGUAUGAAUGUUAGUCGUUGUGUGCGCCAGCUUUGUCACCCACCAGUAGAAUUCGAGAUACAGAAAAGAAAUUUUGUGUUUUAAAAUACUAGUUACUACGAAUUUAGGUUUUCCGCCGAUAGCUUUGGUGAGAUUGGUUUCAAAUGUCGCAUCAAUACGUAAGUGAACGUUGUAUUUGAGAUUAGAAAGUAUACAUUUCAGACAGCUUUUCACAUAUCAUCCAUGUGUAGCCAUUCGUUGUAUAAACAAACUAUAAUAUCUACCUACCUACUACAACAGUAAAUGUUAAAACUCAUUCUCAUAAAAUACGUUCGGUGGCAGACUAGAAUUAAGCCGACAUAGUAAAUCUAGCAUGGCCUAUAGACGUAUAGCGAAGGACUGAUGGAACUAUCAAUCCUGGUGUAAAUAUUUAAACCGCCAAAUUAGUCGGAUGGAAAAACCUAGGCUUAAUCGAGACGCUGCUGCCGAGCAGCUGUACUUCAUGUGCAAUGCAAAAGAUUAAAAAAAAAAGUUAAGUUAUGUAACUGUAACACUACCAAAGACGCGAGUUUUGUACCAAUAAUGCGCUUAUCAUAACUGUAAUUGAUUGAUUGAAACCGUUUCGAAUUUGUUCAACUAUGUAUCUAGUCCAAUUUUUGCUUUCAUCAUUGCCACUGUGAACUGUUUCUAGUCAUUUUUGUCACGUUAAUUUUUGCGUACGAGCACGUUCCUCUAGUCAAACUAUAAGCUUUUCUCGUUCCUGUUUACUAUUUUUAUUUCUCUACGUUAGGGGUUUUUCGUUGAUUGAUGAUCGUUCUGUUUACAUUUUAUGGAAGCUAUUUUACGGUUCUAUCGAGUUCGAUUGAAGGAAAGAAAAUAUUAGUAAUUGAGGCAUAAGUUUUGUUUUAGCACGCUAAAAUAGUGUAGUUAGUUCACCAACCGCAAACAAGAAUAAUAAAAUAUACCGCGAAAAGUAAAAAAAGAAAAAGAAGCAUAGGAAAAUAAUCCAUCCAAAGCUGGAAAACUUAAGUAAAACGCAAGCGAAAUUCAACAAAUAGCAAACAACACUUACAAAAUAGUAGCAAACAGCAGCACUAACGUCCGUUUUAAAUAAAUUUAAAAAUCCGAUAAUUGUGAGAAAGCAAACAUUUUUUUUUGCAAACAACACACCAUCAGCUAUUAAAUAUACAAAAUAACAAACAUGACAAACAAAACCCUCGUUGUGAUAGACAAACGAAAAAAAAAAUCAGUAAAAUUUUGUGCGUAAAUCUUUUUGUAACGAUUUUUUUUUACUGAAGGAAAUAAAUGAACAACGUAAAGCAAGAAGAUGAGGUAAAAUUAAAUUAAGUGAUUCAGAAACCAAAUCAAGCUUGAUUGCAGAAGGUGAUGACUUUUAUAUGCAAUGAUUAUUACUUAAAUCGCGUAAAUUUUUGUAAUCUCUCGUAAGCAAACGACCAGUAGAUUCUUUCCAUCAGGGUGUCAACGCAGUGCUUUUCGACGUCAAAGUUGAACCCAUACUGAACCGUAAUGCUUAAAUCGAUAUACUUUGUUUAUCGCGACGAUUUUUUGAAAUAAUCCAGGAAAAACAUAUAUAUUAUACAAAAAAUACCUACGAUGAUAAGGUUUAAAAAAAAUAGUUUGGUGAAUACAUUGAAAUCGGUAAAAAAAAAACAUAGUUUGAAACCUAAAUCGCAACCAAAAAAUCAGAUCGAUCCCGCGCUCUUACUACUAGUUAAAGAAAAAAAACAGAUAGCCCGAUGACGAGAGGAAAAUAAUUUGUGUAGUCCAUUGACACCAGUCACGAAAUAAAAAUUUAAUGUUCCGAAAUGAA